Molecule: messenger RNA, 2730 nt
Organism: Pollicipes pollicipes
Lineage: Eukaryota; Metazoa; Arthropoda; Thecostraca; Pollicipedomorpha; Pollicipedidae
Product: G-protein coupled receptor 52
Exons: 3
Coding region: 42-1019 (325 amino acids)
Biological process (GO): cellular response to hormone stimulus; G protein-coupled receptor signaling pathway
Cellular component (GO): plasma membrane
Molecular function (GO): peptide binding; G protein-coupled receptor activity
Source: RefSeq, a predicted model, not a curated record
GGCGAGCCGGCCAUCGGGCGGGCCGACGGCGAAGCGCUGUGAUGGGGUCCGAGCAGGACCGCUGGGCUGUGCGCCUGGGGCCAGCCGAGCUCGAUCUGGGCGCUGAUGCGCUGGUGCCCGCCCUGCUGGUGCUGCUCGUCUGCCUGGUCAUCAUUGUCGCCAACGUGGUCGUCAUCGCCACCAUCGUGUCCAUGUCAGGUCCAAAGGAAGUGCUCAAGUACUACCUGCUGUCGCUGGCGGCGUCGGACCUGCUGGCCGGCUGCGUGGUGGCGCCACUCAGCGUGUACCCGGCCCUGGUGCACCGCUGGGUGUACGGCGCGCAAGUCUGUCGCCUGGUCGGCUACCUGAAGGUCACACUAUGGGCCACGCAGGCCUACACGCUUAUGUGGAUCGGGGUCGACCGAUACCUGGCGAUCGUGAAGCCGCUACGCUACGAGACCAUCCAGACCAAGGUUCGCUGCCAGUGCUGGACGGCCGUCUCCUGGCUGUCGGCGAUGGUGCUCUGCUGCCCGCCGCUGCUCGGCUUCAGUUCGCCGCUGUACGACGCCGGCGCCUUCAUCUGCAUGGCCGACUGGAGCGACAUGCUCGGGUAUUCGUCGACGGUUGCGCUGAUGGUGCUGGGACCGCCCGUCAUCACCUCCACCUACACCUACGGCUUCAUCUUCCACAUGUCGGCGCGCGUGCGCACCAGCUACGCGCAGCAGCUGGACAAGGAGUACCUGAGUGCAGUGCUGGAGAACCUGGCCAGCCCGGACAUCGUCAUGACGUUCGUGCUGACGCUGCUCUUCUGGCUGUCGUGGCUACCCUUCAUCGGGAUGCGCAUGUACGAGUUCGCCGUCGGGUAUCACCUGGACGCGCCGUUCCUCCACUUUACGCUGUUCUGGCUGGGCAUGCUGAACUCGGUGUGGAAGAUGGUGGUGUACCUGGUGGCCAGUGCCGACUUCCGGCGCGGCCUGCGCGCCCUCUGUCGGAGUGUCUGUUGCGCGUGCCGCCGCUCCGCCUCACCUGUCCCUGUCUGAAGAUGGCGUCACCUGGGAGUUGGCUGGUGCUGCUACCGAGCAAGCAUUUCGCGUAAGCUACGCUGUUGAAUCCGGCUUUAAGGACUGCAGCCAAGUCGGAAGAAAGGAGCAACGGUUAAUGCACAAACGCUUCUAAAACUGUGACGGAUUCACUCGAUAGAGCGCUUUGCUUCUAGAUUGACGUUCUCUCGAAGUUGCUUGCAGAAACACACGGCAGGAUGAAACCCGCAACGCGAGCUACAGUUCUGAUUUCACGCGACACCAGUCCCCUGUCAGCGUGACUCGUGAUUCGUGGCUCACGCUCACUCUAAGGCGUCCUCGGCGACAACCACUCGCCGGCGAAGCGCCGCUGGGCAGGGAAGGCACGUCGGGAAGCGUGUUCACCAAGUGCAUUUCACUGAGUACGAAGCGGCUGAUGGGGCGGGCCGUGAUCACAGCGUCUGGGCUUAGACGUCCCCGGUCGCUCUUCUGGCUGUAUGUUUUAUAUCUAGUUCGUACCCGUAGGCAGACCAGAUGCCAUAAUCAAAGCGGACGGUAGCGUCCUAGACCAGACUACACGCCCUAGCUCUAGCAGUAUGAUUUACAUGUCUUCCAGUUCUAUGCCAUCACACGAAGGCGUGUGCUUUUGCUAACAAACCCUAAUAGGAAGCGUUGCGAUGACGAAUUAGCUGUGUGAUUUUGUACUUUGUUACAGAGGCUUACUGCUUUGUCCAACGCAAGUAGAAUUUUCAGCUUUCCUAGCACGCAAGCAUUUUCCUACGUGAUCCAAGGAGCCUUUGAAAUGCUUUCCGCGUUUGAACGCAAACAAUUGUGAGCUGUCCUGUCACCUGAAUCCAGUAGCUUAGUGAAAGCAUUCCUUUCAUCCGAGACACAUUUCCUCCGCGUUUCGUUCAAAAGAAAUGUUCUUCCUGCGGCGUUAUCGCCGUCUGCCGUGAACACUACAGGUGUUGGUGAACCCACAUCGAAACAUAUACGUUUUCCCGGCGUCAACCCGGAAGUCUUCGAGACCGGGACGGCACGGGAGCGGGGCGGCAUGAGAUGCGGCAUGUGACGCGCUUCCGAACGACAUACCCCUAAGUGUGCUUACGAGGCAGUACAAGGCGCUCGCUCGAUACCGUAGGCCCGUGCUGCGCGUGUGCCCGACUGCGACCCGCACGUAUCACGUGGCGGACGUCGCACGUGGGCACAUGAUUGCCGUGUCACGUGGCAGCGCUGCGCCUUCCGUGCUGAGGGACGUAUAACCUCUGCGUGCUAGGUAGGAGCGUUCGGAGCUUGCUGUGUGACGUCAGGGGAGCGUUCGAUGAGGGGGGGGGGGGCAGUGUCAGUGCUCGGGACUCCGUUGUGUGUGCGGUGGCCAGCGAUCCGUUGCUCGCGCUCACGUGCACAGCUUGGCCCUGUAGCGAGCCAGCAGCCACCGCCAGCUGUUCGUCACGUGUGCUACUGUCCUCGGACGUGCCGGUGAUAGGUUCAAGCCUGCGAGCGCCUUCACGUGACGCCGGGCUCUGAAGACGUGCGCGUGUGAGCGCUCGUUGAGAACUGUGAGCUGACCACGCCGCCCGGGGGGCUUUCCUGCGCCGCUGGCGCCUGGCUGCCCGCGCCUGGCCCGUUGGCUGCUAGCUGUUUGGCUGUCUGUUUCGGGACGCGUCGGCAGGAUGCCGUCUGGCUGCAUACUCUCCCUUAUCUUUCACGCUAGCCGAUGUUGUCUUUCACU